Molecule: messenger RNA, 789 nt
Organism: Lolium perenne
Lineage: Eukaryota; Viridiplantae; Streptophyta; Magnoliopsida; Poales; Poaceae
Source: RefSeq, a predicted model, not a curated record
GGUUGAGAGGCGACGUCAGAUUGCACACCGAAGAGCAAACAGGCAAAGCAUACCACACGGGGAGAGGCAUGCACAACAACAACGGUGUAAUGCUCGCUUCACGACAAAGCAUAACACCCCAGCCGCUGAGUCCAUCACUAUGUCAUGCUCCGAAGUAGGUACAUCGUCCGCGCCCAACCCAUCGUCAAGCACACAUGCAUCGCCCCCCAUAUCACCUUUUGAGAGCACACAAGCUUAUACCGUCAAUACAGAUAGUGAGAUGGAGGCCUUCCUUGCCAGGCUCAUGGAGGAUAACCCCAACCCAGGUGAUCUCAUGGAUGAUGAGUAUUAUCUAUUCGCCGGUGAAGGUUCCGCUGCUGAUGACAUGGACUUCGAUGAACCAGAGUCAACCGGCAAGGACACCACAGACGAUGAUCCUUUUGAAUUUGUUUACUCAAACCUGCCAGACAGCACGCACAUCCUGAAUCACGCGGAGAAUUGCGAAAUUUGCAACGCCAAGAAAUUCGAGUACGAGACCGACGGUUUCUGCUGUCGGAAUGGGCAAACCUAGUUGCUUGAACCGGAACCUAUACCAGAACUAAUGAGGCUCUGGUCUAGCUCUGAUGCGGACUCUCGGCAUUUCAGGGAGAGCAUCCGGUUCUUCAACGGACACUUCUCCUUCACAACCCUUGGCGUCACCCUCGACAACAACUACACGAACAUGAAGUCCGGGGUGUACACGUUCCGAGCACACAGAACUAUGUACCACAACGUGCAUUCAUUCGGGCCAGGUUCUCGUCCGGAACAUUU